Trichogramma pretiosum is the source of this 1492-nucleotide messenger RNA. It is a transcript of the gene DNApol-alpha50, whose product is annotated as DNA primase small subunit. Gene Ontology annotation, biological process: DNA replication, synthesis of primer. Bases 137 to 1378 code for a protein of 413 amino acids. The transcript is spliced from 7 exons. Lineage: Eukaryota; Metazoa; Arthropoda; Insecta; Hymenoptera; Trichogrammatidae. The record is from RefSeq and is a predicted model, not a curated record. Gene Ontology annotation, cellular component: alpha DNA polymerase:primase complex.
UGUUCUGUCUACAGAGUACAGAUCACAUCACACGCAUUUUUUACGUUCUUUGCUUGAUUAGUUGAAUGCACCAAUAUUAUUGAGUAAUUUAAACUCGUCAAGUAUCUAAAGCAUAGAAUAAUUACAAAUUUUGGCAAUGGACGAAUCUACAUUAUCAGAUUUACUGCCACUUUAUUAUACCAGAUUAUUUCCUUACGUUGACUAUUAUAGGUGGCUGAGCUACGGCGAAGUCAACACUUUUUCCCGUCGAGAGUUUUCAUUCACGCUUCAAGAUGACAUAUACAUACGUUAUCAAUCAUUCAAUAAUAUUGAAAGUCUGAAAAAUGAAGUCAAAAGACUGUGCCCUUACAAAAUUGAUAUUGGAGCUGUUUAUAAUGUUGCACCAUCAAACAAAAGAAGAGAAGCCAAAUUUGAACCUAUUCAGAGAGAAUUUGUUAUUGAUAUUGAUAUGACAGAUUAUGAUGAUGUCAGAACUUGUUGUACUGGAGCUGACGUUUGUAACAAAUGUUGGAAGUACAUGUCAUUGGCUCUUAAGAUAUUAGAUGCAGCUUUGAGAGAUGAUUUUGGCUUUGAACAUAUUUUGUGGGUAUUUUCUGGAAGAAGAGGUAUCCAUUGUUGGGUAUGCGAUAAACAAGCUCGUUUUCUGACUCCAAAUACAAGAAAAGCUGUAGCCAGUUAUUUACAAUUGGUGACAGGAGGAGAGUUUCAAAAGAAAAAGGUCAAGAUUGUCAAAAAAAUGCACCAUUCUGUAAAAAGAGCUGUUGAUAUUAUUGAAUCUGUAUUUACCAAGAUGUGUGUUGAAGAACAAGGUAUGUUAGAUUCGGAGGAAAGAGUGACAAAAUUUUUGGGUAUUAUUGGAGAAGAAGAUAUGCGAGCUGAAGCAAAAGCUGUUCUUGACAAACAUUCAACUGGUGUCAAAAAGUGGGAAGCCUUUGUUAACUUUUUCAAACAAGAAAUGCAAUCUGGAAAUAAAAAAUGGCGCAGGACACCAUUCUUGAUUCAAGAAAUAAUGCUUCAAUAUGCAUAUCCAAGAUUAGAUAUUAAUGUAUCAAAAGGAAUGAACCACUUGCUUAAAUCACCUUUUUGCGUGCAUCCCAAAACUGGCAAAGUUUGUAUACCUAUCAAUCCAAAAGUAGUAGAUCAAUUUGAUCCCAAAAGUGUUCCAACUAUAACAACACUUAUUGAUGAAGUCAAUGCUUUUGAUGCCAAAGAACUGAAAGAGCAAGGAGAAUCUAUUGAUAAUGUUAAAAGAAUAAAAGAUUACAAAAAGACAAGUCUGAAUAAACCAUUCCAUGCAUUCCAAGAAUUUUUGAGAGGAAUUGAAAAUUCUCAAAUGGGUGAGAGAAUAAAAAAGAGUGAUGUGACCAUGGAGUUUUAGAUGUAAAUAUUUCCAGUGUACAUAUAAUUAAGACCCACCUGAUGGUAUUGUAAAUGCUACAAACAGUUAAUUUUACGUUUUUUAAAAAUAGUGAUAGAAUUAACAAAAAUUUCU